Molecule: messenger RNA, 1395 nt
Organism: Aspergillus steynii IBT 23096
Lineage: Eukaryota; Fungi; Ascomycota; Eurotiomycetes; Eurotiales; Aspergillaceae
Product: putative hydrolase, alpha/beta fold family
Exons: 6
Coding region: 1-1395 (464 amino acids)
Biological process (GO): medium-chain fatty acid biosynthetic process; medium-chain fatty acid catabolic process
Molecular function (GO): acetylesterase activity; monoacylglycerol lipase activity
Source: RefSeq, a predicted model, not a curated record
AUGGGCUUGUUCUCCUGGAUUCGACCGAGUGGACGGGUCUCAUUCUUCCAUUCCAAAGACAACAACCUGUUGUUGGCGAAAAAGGCCGGCAAGUCCGGUGCUAAAGACCAGAUAACGCUGACGGAUCUUUGUCGGACUGCCACUCCGUCGAAAUGCGAUCUGAACCCAUUUCUCUUCAACGGUCAUUUGCAGACGGCCUGGACAACGGUGAAGCAUGAUCCCGUUCCGGUGUACUACAGGCGUCGGGUUUUUGAAGCCGAUAACCCGACCUUCAGCGGGCAUUUCGCCAUGGAUUUUGUGGUAGAUCCGUAUACGCCUCCCAAGGACGGCCCUCUCAUGGAUGAGGAGAGGAAAUACACGCAGCCUUCAGGCCUGCCGGAGCGUACCUCAUUUUUCUCCGAGGACGAGUUCUCUGCCCUGCCCUCCGAGGAUACGAAGCCUAUGCUGGUGGUUCUUCAUGGCCUUAGCGGUGGUUCCCAUGAGAUCUACUUGCGCCACAUUGUUGCGCCCCUGGUUGCGGAUAAGAGCUGGGAAGCCUGCGUGGUCAACUCCAGAGGCUGUGCUCAAACCAAGAUCACAACCGGUGUACUCUAUAAUGCGCGUGCCACAUGGGACGUUCGCCAGGCCGUGAAAUGGCUGCGCAAGACAUUCCCAAACCGGCCUCUAUUUGGCAUCGGGUUCUCCCUCGGUGCCAAUAUUCUUACCAACUACCUGGGCGAGGAAGGUGAGGCCUGCCAAUUGAAAGCCGCCGUAAUCUGCGCGAGCCCGUGGAACCUGGAAAUCAGCUCCGUCAAUCUGCAAAGUAGCUGGAUCGGGCUUGAGGUAUACAGCAAGGUCAUGGGUACUAGCAUGAAGCAACUUUUUGAACAGCAUGUGGAGGAAGUCUCGAAGAAUCCUCGGAUCGACGUUGAAACAGUGCGGAAGAUUAAGUACUUGCAUGAGUUUGAUCGGGCUUUACAAUGCGCACUCUGGGGCUACCCCACGGAGGGUGCCUAUUAUCGCGAUGCCACCUCCACGGAUUCAAUGCUUAACAUCAAGAUCCCAUUCUUCGCUGUCCAAGCCGAGGAUGAUCCGAUUGCCUCCGUCAAUGCUCUCCCGUUCCAGGAGAUCCAGCAAACCCCUUACGGUGUCAUGAUGACUACAUCUUGGGGUGGCCAUCUCGGAUGGUUUGAGCUGGGGGGUGACAGAUGGUUUGUUAAGCCGGUAACCAAUUUCCUGAAUCUAAUGGCCAAGGAAGUCGACCACGAAACCCCGUUUGUGGUCCAGAACCCAGAGAACGUCCCCGGUCAUAUCCAGAGCCACCCGGGACCCGGCAAAGACCUCGACACGGCACCCAAGCCGCACUUCAAUCCUGUCCACCGCAAACUAGGAUUGAACCUCUUCCCAUCUAAUUAG